Salvia hispanica is the source of this 1714-nucleotide messenger RNA. RefSeq names its product fatty acid desaturase 6 (gene FAD6). The record is from RefSeq and is a predicted model, not a curated record. Gene Ontology annotation, biological process: lipid metabolic process. Gene Ontology annotation, molecular function: oxidoreductase activity. NCBI's taxonomy places the organism in Eukaryota, Viridiplantae, Streptophyta, Magnoliopsida, Lamiales, Lamiaceae.
UUAGAUUCAGGCCCCAUUUUCAAUUCUUCCCCAAAAUCCUAUCUUCAGCUCUACUGCUCACCACCCGCGUGCUGCAAACGCGGAGCGGUGAGAGAGAGAGAGAGAGAGAGAGAGAGAGAGGGUGUGAGAAUUUGAAAAGGGUCUCGAGAAUUCGGGUUUUUCUUGAUUUCCAUGGCGUCUAGACUCGCACACUCUGGCUUUCUUAUCUUGGGACCCCAUAAAAGGCCAAAUGAGGGCAACAGGAUUUUUCCUCAGAGCUCUACUUCAUCAGGCUCAUAUCUUCUGAAGUGGGAGAGUCUGCCUCAGAGAUCAAUCAAACAAAAACAAUGCUUGAAAUCCUUGCAAAAGCGCCAAGUGGUAAAAGCUGUGGCUGUAAAUGUAGCACCUUCUCCAUCAGCAGAUAGUGCAGAAUAUAGACAGCAGUUAUGUCAUGAAUAUGGCUUUCGACAGAUUGGAGAACCCCUUCCAGAUAACAUAACUCUUAGAGAUAUAAUCGAUACACUUCCAAAAAAGGUGUUCGAGAUUGAUGAUGCAAAAGCUUUGAAGUCUGUGUUGGUAUCUGUAACAUCAUAUGCUUUGGGGAUCUUUAUGAUCACCAAAUCCCCAUGGUACCUGCUUCCUCUAGCUUGGGCUUGGACUGGAACUGCAAUUACGGGGUUCUUCGUCAUAGGACAUGAUUGCGCGCACAAAUCAUUCUCGAAGAACAAGUUGGUGGAAGACAUUGUUGGAACUCUGGCAUUUAUGCCUCUCAUUUACCCUUAUGAGCCAUGGCGUUUUAAGCACGACAGGCAUCAUGCAAAAACAAAUAUGUUGGAAGAAGAUACAGCCUGGCUCCCUGUUAACCCAGAGGAAUUUGAGUCCUCUUCACUUUUCCGGAAGGCAAUAAUAUAUGCUUACGGACCACUUAGGCCCUGGAUGUCAAUAGCACACUGGUUGAGAAUGCACUUUGACGUCAAGAAGUUCAGACCUAAUGAAGUCAAACGAGUGAAGAUAAGUUUAGCUUGUGUGUUUGGUUUCAUGGCAAUCGGAUGGCCUUUGAUUAUUCUCAAAACCGGGGUCAUGGGGUGGAUCAAGUUCUGGUUAAUGCCGUGGUUAGGUUAUCACUUCUGGAUGAGUACUUUCACAAUGGUGCAUCACACAGCGCCUCAUAUACCAUUCAAGCCCUCGGAGGAAUGGAACGCUGCCCAGGCCCAGCUCAACGGCACAGUCCAUUGUGAUUACCCGAGCUGGAUAGAGAUCCUUUGCCACGAUAUCAACGUGCACAUUCCUCAUCAUAUUUCCCCCAGAAUACCGAGCUACAACCUGCGAGUAGCUCAUCAAUCUCUCCAAGAAAAUUGGGGAAAGUACUUGAAUGAGGCUUCGUGGAACUGGCGUCUGAUGAAGACAAUACUGACUGUCUGCCACGUCUACAGCAAGGAGAAGAACUACAUCCCCUUCGACGAACUUGCACCUGAUGAUUCUCAGCCCAUCACGUUCCUUAAACAAGUAAUGCCAGAUUAUGCUUGAGUCAUGGUAUGCCAUUAAGGCUUCAACAACAGCCAGUUUUGGUCCAAAUUCUUGCUCCCUUAGAUCAAUUAUUUCCUAAGUUAGGUUAAUAUUAUUUCAUUCGAUGAAUCCUAUUAUGCAUCGCGUACUGUCUUUAUACAGAUGCAGAUUCAUUGUCCAAAGUAGCACCAUUAGUCUUAUGUUUAUGUUAUGUUUCUGUUUAUUGUCU